AUGUCCCCAGCACCAUCAACGACGGAGAAAAGCAGUGGCCCCACUUUCGCACUCAGCUGCUUCGAAAAACUCUGGGAUGGACGUCAACGGCCCGGUCUUCCGAGCUCGGGACAUGUCAGGUACAGCGACCUCCAGCAGCUACCUGGUGGCGGAGCGCCUCGAUCUCGAAGAGCCGGCACUGCAGAGGGCCCUCUCGGGCGCUACGAGGGCCACACCUACCUGCUCACGCGGUAUAUCAGCGAUGAGCCGAUAAAGGAUGUCCUGCGCAUUUUUGGGGAACAUUUUAGAGUUCCCGAGGCACGAAAGGUCCUUCGCGAUGUCGUUCGAGGCCUUCGCGAAUCGUAUACCGACCUGGGCCUUUCGGUUGUCUAUCUCGAUGCCGAAGAGAUUUGGAUAGACAUGCGCACCGUCGCCAGCAUCGGCGUUACCUAUCUCGAUCCCGCCGUCACGGGCCAGCAGCCAUUCCGGCCCAGCGCUUUGACGGUGCCCGAAAUCAUCUUUGGCCGGGCCGUCGGCGGCGAUCUGCGCAAGGCCGACAUUUGGCUACUUGGCGUCGUUGCCGCUCAGAUCUUGUCGUCGAAAAGGCUCGAUCCGCUAGUCCCUGACUUUUCCGCGGCCGCGGCGGUUGCGGCUAGGAUUUUGAAGCAGGGCCGGACCGGAUCCGGGCUGGAGCUCCUACUGCCCGACUACAGCGACGUCCUUCCUGAGGAUCCGCAGGCGCUGGAUCCUGUGCAGCAGUGCCUUACCGUAAGCAGCGACGAACGGCCGACUCUCGAUGAGCUGUGGGCUCAUCCGUUCCUGGCGAUGGCCGAGAUGGAAAAUACUCGGUAG
Gaeumannomyces tritici R3-111a-1 is the source of this 831-nucleotide messenger RNA. RefSeq lists its product as hypothetical. Gene Ontology annotation, molecular function: protein kinase activity; ATP binding. The transcript has 2 exons. The record is from RefSeq and is a predicted model, not a curated record. Gene Ontology annotation, biological process: protein phosphorylation. Bases 1 to 831 code for a protein of 276 amino acids. NCBI's taxonomy places the organism in Eukaryota, Fungi, Ascomycota, Sordariomycetes, Magnaporthales, Magnaporthaceae.